Molecule: messenger RNA, 5247 nt
Organism: Mobula hypostoma (lesser devil ray)
Lineage: Eukaryota; Metazoa; Chordata; Chondrichthyes; Myliobatiformes; Myliobatidae
Product: proline-serine-threonine phosphatase-interacting protein 1-like
Exons: 16
Coding region: 439-1677 (412 amino acids)
Biological process (GO): actin filament polymerization
Cellular component (GO): actin filament; cytoplasm; plasma membrane
Molecular function (GO): actin filament binding
Source: RefSeq, a predicted model, not a curated record
GGCUGUGUUAACAGCUGUUUUCACCUUGCAGCUUCUUCAUGGAACCUUCUUUAAAAACCAACCUGGCGCAGAAUCUCCUACAGUAUUUAAAAAAAAAAAUUGCACCCUUUUCUUGAUGAAUCCCGAAAUAAAACUGCUGCUUUCUGCGCCUCCCUGGUCUGUACAACUCUCGGGUGUUAAUUGUGGUUACUCCUGACAUCACCAGCGUGAACGCGAAAAAAAAGUCUUCUUCCUUCUGUGCAAGGUUGCUACCAACAGAGCGAACGGAAUCGUGUGUUUGAGGAAGCAGUAACGCUCUGCUCUGGCAGCGUGAAGUCAUCUGAAAAUUGCAAGCAGUCGAGAAACACACCAGCGGAUUAUCGUCUUUGAAAAUUCUUCUCCUGAGAAACGUCUACCUUGUUAUCACAGUAUCAAAAUUUACAUACCUCCUCACUCAGUAUGACUCGCCUCCGGUUUAAGGACGCUUUUUGGUGCCCAGAGUUUACCAGUUACGUCGGGCAUGAGGUUAUACUGGAGCGGUUACGGGAAGGCCGAAGAAUGUGCAAAGACAUGGAGGAACUUCUGAAAAUGAGGGCAAUAGCAGAAGAGAAGUACGGAAAGGAGCUAAUGAACAUUGCACGGAAGGCCGGGGGUCAAAUGGAGCUGAAUACCCUGCGAAUAGCCUUUGACAGCCUAAAGCAACAGCUGGAAAAUGUGGGGAACCUACACAUUCAGCUGGGCGCUGAGCUGAAAGAGGAGGCAAAGAGACUAGAGGAUUUCCGGGAGAGGCAGAAGGAAACGCGGAAGAAGUUUGAAAUUUCUAUGGAGCGCAUACAGAAGAGUAAGGUGGCCUUGUACAAAAAAACCAUAGAGUCAAAGAAAUAUUACGAGCAGAAGUGCCGAGAGGCAGACGAGGCGGAGCGUAUGUCAGAGCGUGCAAACUCCAUCGGAAACCCAAAGCAAAUGGAAAAGAGCCAGAACAAAGCCAGACAGUCUCAAGACGCCGUGGGUGACGCAGAGAAAACUUAUCAACAGAAUAUAGAACAACUAGACAAGAUUAGACAAGAAUGGGAACAAGAACACAUCCAAACUUGUGAGGCAUUUCACCAGCAGGAGUGCGAUCGCAUCAACAACCUGAGGAACGUGUUGUGGGUUCACUGCAAUCAGCUCUCGUUGCAUUGUGUGAAAGACGAUGAGAUGUAUGAGGAAACUCGGAAGGUGUUGGAGAAGUGUGAUAUUGAUGCGGAUAUAGAUUGUUUCAUUCAGAAGAAGAUGACGGGACUGACUCCCCCUGCUCCCAUUGAAUAUGAGAAUUACUACCAGAAACAACCCAGUGGAGAAAGCCGCACUGUGAACUCCAGGAAUGGAGGGGUGAUGAAAAGAUACUGCCCUAAUUUUUUGCAUUACAGGAUUACCAAUCUUUUACCUGGCCACAGUUCAAAGCCCAGCAGCAAUUCAGUCAGUGCUACUGCACCUCCUCCUGCAGAGGAUUUGUAUGCCAGUGUUGGUGCUGUACCUCAGGAAAACACAAACAACUACAGAGUGCUUUACGACUACAAGGCUCAAAAUAACGACGAAUUGGACAUAACUGCCAACGACAUAAUCCAGAUCACAGAGGAGAGUGAAGAUGGGUGGUGGAUGGCAAGUCGUAAUGGGCAAAGCGGCUUAGUCCCCAGCACCUACUUGGAGAAAGUCUGAGAGCUCCACAGUUCAUCUAGCUGCACGUUCUCCACAAUUAACUGAGGAACAGUGAAAUAUAAGGUGGUUGGCGCUGGCCAGCAAGCUGCUUAAUUUUAAAGUUUACAUGAAAUAAUUGGGUGCAGAGUUUAAUAUGGUACAUGCUUUUGAUAUAUUGUUCGAUUGUCUGACCUGUAAUAUUUAUCUGUAAAUGUAGAUCUGUAUUGUGGUAAAUUAAUCCAUAAUGAUGCCACACAAGUAUCAGAAUGAGACUCACUUUAUUGCCAGUAUGUGAAACAUACCAGAAUUGAUUGUGGUUCAGUGCCAAGCAUGAAACACAGGGCAAUACCAUUACAGACAACACAAUAGCAGCCAAUAAUUUACAAGACAAUAGUGCAAACAGCCAUGAGCAAUGAACAAUUAGCUCAAACGUCAAUAAACAAACUUAAAUGAAGUAUAUUAUAAUCAUCAUUCCUGCUGUACAUGACUAACAUAGUCUUGAUCUUGAGGUCUCAGAAUAUAAGACAGAAGCAUUCAGCUCCACCAUUCAAUCGUGCCUGAUUUAUUAUCCCUCUCAACCCUGUUCUCUGCCUUCUCCCUGUAACCUUUGAUACCCUGACUAAUCAAGAACCUAUCAACGACUGCUUUAAAUAUAUCCAAUGACUUGGCCCCACAGCCAUCUAUGUCAAUAAAUUCCACAUUCACCACCCUCUGGCUGAACAAAUCCCUCCUCCUCUCUGUUCUAAAGGGAUGUCCUUCUAUUCUGAGGCUGUGACUCUGGUUCUAGAUUCCCCCACUAAAAGAAAUUCCUCUCCACCUCCACUCUCUCUAUGUAUUAGGUGUUCUGGCGGUGAGUUCCCUAGAGUUUGAGAUGCUCAUUUAUGGUUUCCCCCUGAUUUCCCAUUUCAGAUGCACUGCGCCCACCCUGGCACAGAGUUGGCUGUCCAUCUGUCUCAGGGGUUUGUCCUUUGCCAACCUGGGCUAGUUUGUACUCCUGCCCUUCUCUUACAAGAGUACAGAGAAAAUUUACAAGGGUGUGGCCAGGUCCUGAGGGGAAAAAAUUGCACAGGUUAGAAUUUUAUCUCCCGGAGUUUAGGAGAAUGAGGGGAUAUCUGAUAGAAGUAUGCAAUCAUGAGGGUACAGUGUAAAUGCAAGCAGGCUUUUUCCACUGAGGCUGGGUGAGGCUACAACUAGAGGUCAUUGGGUUAAGAGUGAAAGGUGAAACAUUUAAGGAGAACUUCGCUGAAGGUGUUGAUUGUCUGGAAUGAGCUGCCAGAGGUGGUGAUGGAUGUGGGUUCGAUUGCAACAUUUAAGAGAAUUAGACCAUGACAUAGGAGCAGAAUUAAGCCAUUCAGCCCAUCGAAUCUGCUCCACUAUUCCAUCAUGGCUGAUUUAUUAUCUCUCUCAACACAUGCCUUCUCCCCGUAACAUUUAACACCCUUAUUAAUUAAGGACCUAUCAACCUUUGCAUUAAAUAUAUCCUCUACAGCCGCCUGUGGCAAUGAAUUCCACACAUUCACUACCCUCUGGCUAAAGACAUUCCUCCUCAACUCUAUUCUACAGAUACAUACUUCUAUUCUGAUGUUGUGCUUGCUGGUCCUAGACUUCCCACUAUUUGAAACAUCCUCUCCAUGUCCACCUUUCAAUAUCAAUAGGUUCAAAGAGAUUUCUUCCACCCCCCCCCGGCCCAAUCUUCAAAACUCCAAUGAGUACAAGCGCAGACUGGAUGGGCCAAAGGCCACGUUUCUCUGCUGUGGUGACCUAUGACUCUAGAUGAGAUUAUUCAACAAGGGCAGUGUCGGACUUGCGACUUUAUCUUGUAUUUUGUAGAAUAUUUAAAAGUAUUAUUUCCUUCCAUCUCUGCAUUGCCGAAGGCUUUGGGAUUGAAGACCUGUGUCCAAGAACCCUGUUGCAGUUAUCCAGUUUUUACACGUAGCUCCCCCUCCCCAUGGCCCCCCAAAGGCAGCCACCUCGUGCUGUAAGAGAUCAUUUCUCACCUAAGAGUCCGGUUGACAGUAGACAUCAUCACAGUCAAGUCUCAGAGUAGCACAUACAAAACGCUACGGGAACUGAGCAGGUCAGGCAGCAUCUAUGGAGAGGGGAAAAAUCUGUGAAUGUUUCGGACUGAGACCUUUCAUCAGGUCCUGAUGCUCUGGUUUUCCAGCAUCUGCAGAGCGUUUAGAGUGAAAGAGUCACAGCACAGAAACAGGCCCUUUGGCCCAUCUAGUCCAUGCCUAGUCCUAUCGACUUGCACCCGGACCAUAACCAUAGAACCAUAGAAACUACAGCACAGAAACAGGCCCUUUGGCCCUUCUUGGCUGUGCUGAACCAUUCUCUGCCUAGUCCCACUGACCUGCACACGGACCAUAUCCCUCCAUACACCUCCCAUCCAUGUAUCUGUCCAAUUUAGUCUUAAGUGUUAAAAAAAGAACCUCUUCUGGCAGCUCAUUCCAUACUCCUACCACUCUCUGUGUGAAGAAGCCCCCGCUAAUGUUCCCUUUAAACUUUUCCCCCCUCACCCUUAACCCAUGUCCUCUGGUUUUUUUCUCCCCUAGCCUCAGUGGAAAAAGCCUGCUUGCAUUCACUCUAGCUAUACCCAUCAUAAUUUUAUAUACCUCUAUCAAAUCUCCCGUCAUUCUUCUACGCUCCAGGGAAUAAAGUCCUAACCUAUUCAACCUUUCUCUGUAACUGAGUUUCUCAAGUCCCGGCAACAUCCUUGUAAACCUUCUCUGCACUCUUUCAACCUUAUUUAUAUCCUUCCUGUAAUUUGGUGACCAAAACUGAACACAAUACUCCAGAUUCGGCCUCACCCUUCCAUCUAGGUACCUAUCUAAAUUUCUCUUAAAUAUUGAAUUCAAACCUGGGUGCAUCACGUCCCCUGGCAGCAUCUCCACACUCUCGCCACCCUCUGAGUGAAGAAGUUUCCCCACACGCACUUGGCCAUUGCCAAUGUGCUCCUCUCCUGUAUUUUUCAGAUUUUACUCUCAAGCCCAAUGAACAGAUCUAUUAUAUAGUAGGUGUUCAGUUUUAGAUCAUCUAAUAAUUACUGAGAUUUUUAAAAGUUAGUUUAUAUAAUAAAUUCCAACGUCUGAAACAUUUCCUGUUUCCAAAACUGUGUGUCUACAUAACACUGAUUGUCUUGCAGUUGUAGCAGUCUAUAGAUUCGAUGUCAUUUAACACUGAAACCGUUUAUUGUGGCACUUUAGACUGCAAAUCUUGCAGAACAGUUGUAGUGUUGCAAUUGCAAACUUUGUGGCCGUUUAAAGUGCUGCAAAAGUGAGUGGUCUUCCAGUUGCUCUGCAUGUCGUAUCGCUGCAAAACAGGACUAUCUUUCAACUGAGUGUGAACAACUGGUACAUUAUAAACAAGGUUAUACUGUGAAUGCCACACACGUUUGCUGUACAAUUCGGUACCAAGGGCAGUAUUAAAUUUGCAUAUUGUUUUAUAUAAAUAGCUGGCGUCAUGGUGAAAGUAACAGGAAAAAAAAACUUUGCAAGCAAUAGUUUGUGAUUUUAAAGUAUUAACCAUUGUAAAUAUUUAUGGAGAAAUAAAGCAUGUUUAAACACAAAUCUUCUUUCUCCGUACAUGUGU